CCAUCGAUACAGCAACUUAAAAGAAACUACAAUCUCAUCAUGGCUUGUCAGGCAGCGCAGAACUAUUCCCUGGACUCGUAUGGGGCAUUUCCAAGCUACCGCACAAACCCCUUCUGCUAUGCCUGCGCAAUGAGGUUCGAGAAGAGUUGGGGGCCGAAAUUCCGCGGCGAUGGUAUCUAUCGAGCCAGUGAGAUGGAAUAUUGGUUUUCUUGGCAGGCCAUAUAUCGUCUAGUUCUUUAUAACCCUACCGAUGGCACGACAACUGUGUCCGGUGUUUCUCUGUUUGCUGGGGCCUUUCAGGCACCUUUGGAUCCGGAUGAAGGUCUGAUUAGAACGUCCGCGGCUGGGGAACUCGAAGACCGUAUAGCAAAGCCCAGUGUCAUCGAGCCUUUUCGAGAUAUGGACAAACAAAGGAAUCUUGUGGGGUUCCCCCUUCAUGUUACCUGCUGGAGACUACUGAAAAAAAGCAAGAUGGGACGAUAUAUUGAGACGGACUUAAAUCUGAUACUUGACGCUAUCCGCCACAGGUCUAGGGACACGGGCGUUGGGGGAUGGGCAUAUGGCUUUCUUACUGCUACACCCGGUCGUGAAAGACACGAUCCCGGAGACUCCAAUCAGAUCCUGGGCCUUAUUCACAAAAGCCGCCAAGAGAGAGAAAAACAAAUCACCGUUGAAGAAAACAAAAGACCGCAAGAGCCCCGGGACUGCUUGUUUUCUCGGCUUCCGCUCGAGAUACAACAUAAGAUUAUGGAUGACCUAGAAGGCCGAGAUGUGCUGGAAUUACAAAAGGCGCUGGACUGGCAGCUUGAUGAAUCCUACUGGCGACAGAAAAUUCGGAAGACGCUCUAUUUCGAGAUUCCGGAGGUGAUUGAUCAGAGUUUAGAUUGGCAGUAUCUCUAUUUCCAACUGGAGAGCCUGGCCAACACUGACACGAUGAUCAUACGGAAACAUAUCUUAGACUCGCUGAGCUCAUUACAGGAGUAUUUCUUUCGGAGACUAAGAUAAGAGAUCGCGGUGCGCAGGAAGUUGUUGGAUUUCAUUGUUCAUGUUGAGC
Molecule: messenger RNA, 1054 nt
Organism: Aspergillus steynii IBT 23096
Lineage: Eukaryota; Fungi; Ascomycota; Eurotiomycetes; Eurotiales; Aspergillaceae
Exons: 3
Coding region: 40-1005 (321 amino acids)
Source: RefSeq, a predicted model, not a curated record